AUGGGCGAGGGAUUCUUCGUGCCCUACCUGUACAUGCCCAGCGCUGGGGCGAGCUACAUGAAGCUGGUGACGCCAUGGGGGAAUAUCCACAUGAACAAGGCCUUUUUGGAGCAGGUAGGGGUCAGUAUUGCGGUGGUCGUUUUGACGGUGAUGCUUUGGCGGUGUGCCGCACGACUCAACGCGACGCUCAAGAAGACUGACGCGAUUAAGCAAGGAGAACACAGCUACUACUACACGUAUCAGCACGGUGAGGGCAAUGAUGGCAGCGGGCUGAAGACCAUGGUGUCGUCCUACGGCUGGAGCGACCACAAGAAGACUGUCAGCAUUUACUUAGCGGACAACGUCGUCAAGGACAUGAAGGAAGAUCAACUGGUUUUGAAAUGGACCAACACAUCGCUGUCGAUGGAUCUGCUAAAAGCGACUGACGGCGACCUGGCUAAAAGCCUGAAGAUCUCGUCCUUGUUCCAGGAGAUCAGAGAUGCGACGUGGAAGGCGAAUAAGGAUACGCUUACUAUAACACUGACGAAGGCACAGGAUCUGCCGUGGACAUCCUUGAACGAAGCUGCCAAGAAGAUGGAGGACCACAUCGAGUACGAUGACGCCUUUUACGAUUAA
This is a messenger RNA of Phytophthora infestans T30-4, 615 nucleotides long. RefSeq lists its product as uncharacterized. Bases 1 to 615 code for a protein of 204 amino acids. The record is from RefSeq and is a predicted model, not a curated record. Lineage: Eukaryota; Oomycota; Peronosporomycetes; Peronosporales; Peronosporaceae. The transcript is spliced from 4 exons. Gene Ontology annotation, cellular component: nucleus.